UUUAGUCCCACAUCGUAACAUAAUUUGCCAAAACAGUUGAACGGCUGGAUUUCUAACAAAAAAGUCAGUGGGCCCCACCUAGCUUCCUAGGGCAGGCAAUCCGCGGGGAGCCUGCCGUGAAAAGGGCAUAAAUGUCAUUUCUUCCUGAGGAAUUUUUGCUUUCAACCGAGUCACGCUUUGACUCGGAAAACCAAGCUCGAUUCCUGUUCAGUCCUGGUUCUCCUGAGUUGACCAGGUUAAGUCUCCAGUCGACUCACCUGGUUUGCAAACUACCUAAUAUACUAUCAUAUUUUUAAACGGAUUUCUACCUAUCCAAGAAAGAAUUGUGAGGAAAAACUCAUUUCUGCAGAUAAGUUUGGAAAGAAGGUGGUGGUCAAGAACUAUCUCUCAGCAGUAGCAUUCAACAACAUAACUCGGCUCGCAUUCGGAAAGCGCUUCGUGAACUCGGAGGGCAUCAUGGACGAGCAAGGGAUCGAGUUCAAGGCAAUAGUCUCAAAUGGGUUGAAACUCGGUGCAUCGCUCGCUAUGGCCGAACACAUUCAAUGGCUUCGGUGGAUGUUCCCACUGGAGGAGGAGGCGUUCGCGAAACAUGGGGCCCGCAGGGACCGACUCACCAAAGCUAUCAUGGAUGAACACACGGUCGCACGAGAAAAGAGCGGUGCGAAGCAACAUUUCGUCGAUGCGUUGUUGACACUCCAGGAGAAGUAUGAUCUUAGCGAAGACACAAUCAUUGGACUGCUUUGGGACAUGAUCACAGCAGUCAUGGUCACUACUGCAAUAUCAGUUGAGUGGGCCAUGGCAGAGCUGAUCAAGAACCCAAGAGUGCAAGAGAAAGCCCAAGAAGCGUUAGACCGAGUCCUCGGGUUCGAUCGAGUGCUGACUGAGUCAGACUUCCCAAACCUCCCCUACCUGCAAUGCGUGGCUAAGGAGGCUCUACGGUUGCACCCACCAACACCCCUCGUGCUCCCCCACAAGGCCGCUGCAAACGUUAAGAUCGGCGGCUACGAUGUUCCCAAAGGCUCCAACGUACAUGUGAACGUGUGGGCCCUUGCACGUGACCCAGCCAUGUGGAAAGAUCCACUACAGUUCCGCCCUGAGCGAUUCCUUGAGGAGGACAUCGACAUGAAGGGUCACGAUUUUCGGCUACUACCGUUUGGAGCUGGCCGUCAGGUUUGCCCUGGGGCCCAGCUGGGGAUCAAUCUGGUCCAGUCGAUGCUGGGCCACCUCUUGCAUCAUUUUCAGUGGACCCCACGAGAAGGGGUCAAGGCUUUUUGGGUUUUCUACAUAUGCUUAAAGCUUGUAGUUUGA
This is a messenger RNA of Magnolia sinica, 1308 nucleotides long. Its product is annotated as cytochrome P450 98A2-like. The record is from RefSeq and is a predicted model, not a curated record. The transcript is spliced from 2 exons. Bases 457 to 1308 code for a protein of 283 amino acids. NCBI's taxonomy places the organism in Eukaryota, Viridiplantae, Streptophyta, Magnoliopsida, Magnoliales, Magnoliaceae. Gene Ontology annotation, molecular function: heme binding; monooxygenase activity; iron ion binding.